Molecule: messenger RNA, 2275 nt
Organism: Cucurbita moschata (crookneck pumpkin)
Lineage: Eukaryota; Viridiplantae; Streptophyta; Magnoliopsida; Cucurbitales; Cucurbitaceae
Product: protein PLASTID TRANSCRIPTIONALLY ACTIVE 10
Exons: 12
Coding region: 1-2019 (672 amino acids)
Cellular component (GO): chloroplast; plastid-encoded plastid RNA polymerase complex
Molecular function (GO): RNA binding
Source: RefSeq, a predicted model, not a curated record
AUGCAAACUCUCUUAAACCCUUCUCAUUUCUUCACCUUCCCCAAGCUCCGAAGCUCUCCAAGCUCCAAUUCCCCUCGUACUUGCUUUCAAUGGCGUCCUCUCCUCUGUCCACCGCUUGCUUUUCCCGGCAACUUCAGUGUAAAGUGCUUCAGCUCAGACGAGUUCCCUGUGGACGAGUCCUUCCUCGAGAACUUUGGUCCGAAAGAUAAGGAAACUGAGGAUGAAGCUCGCAAGCGUAACUGGAUUGAGCGCGGUUGGGCCCCCUGGGAAGAAGUCUUCACUCCAGAAGCCGAUUUUGCGCGGAAGAGUUUGAAUGAAGGCGAGGAAGUGCCGCUUCAGACGCCUGAAGCGAUUGAAGCCUUCAAAAUGUUGAGCCCAAAGUACCGGAAGCAGAAGAUGGAGGAAAUGGGGUUGACGGAGGGUGACUAUUACCGCAAGCAAUGCGAAACUAAAGGCGAGAUACCGGAGCCUCUUGAGACGACGUGGACUAGGCCGUUGGUCCUGCAAGUCGUGCCUCCACGGGACUGGCCACCGAGGGGAUGGGAGGUUGAUAGAGAAGAGCUGGAAUUUAUUAGGGAAGCGCACAAAUUGCAAGCUGUGAGGGUGGACCUGGAUCGCCUUGAGAACGACGUGAAGACAGAUACUGGAGAUAUGUGUUUGGACAGAUACAGAGUGUUUUUGAAACAGUACAAGGAGUGGGUUGCUGCGAAUAAAGAUAGAUUGGAGGAGGAGUCCUACAAGUAUGACCAAGAUUAUCAUCCUGGUAGAAGGAAGAGAGGGAAGGAUUAUAAAGAAGGCAUGUAUGAGCUUCCGUUUUAUUAUCCAGGACAAAUUUGUGAAGGGAAAGUAACUACUUUACACCUCUAUCAAGGAGCUUUUGUUGAUAUCGGAGGUGUAUACGAUGGGUGGGUUCCCAUAAAAGGUAAUGACUGGUAUUGGAUUCGCCAUCACAUAAAAGUCGGUAUGCCCGUGAUGGUAGAGAUUCUGGCAAAGCGAGAUCCCUACCGGUUUCGAUUUCCUAUUGAAAUGCGUUUUGUUCAUCCUAAUAUCGAUCACCUAGUCUUCAAUAGAUUUGACUACCCACCAAUAUUCCACCGGGACGAUGACAGUAAUCCAGAUGAAGUGAGGCGUGAUUGUGGUAGACCUCCUAUUCCUAGAAAAGAUCCGGGCACUAAACCAGAAGAUGAAGCCCUAUUGUCAAAUCAUCCAUAUGUUGAUAAGCUGUGGCAGAUACAUGUUGCUGAACAAAUGAUAUUGGAUGAUCUGGAAAUGAAUCCUGAUAAAUACAAGGACAAGAAACUUUCAGAGUUAUCUGAUGAAGAUGAUUUUGAUGAAGAAAACAAUGUUGAAUAUACCAAAGUACGUUACAAGAACAGCUUGUUACCAAAGAUGAUUCUGAAAACAAGUGUCCAAGAACUUGAUUUGGAGGCAGCAUUUUCUGAGCGUCAAGUUCACAAUAAACUAAGACAAGAAGCACAGAGUAGAGGAGAGGAGUACAAAAUUACUAAAUUGAGACGGAAUGUUGAAAUGGAUGAAUAUGACCUCAUGCAUUGGCGUAGAUCCUUCGAGGAAAGAGAGGCAUUAAUCAGAGAUAUUAGUUGCCGACAAGCUCUUGGUCUCCCACUGGAAGAACCUGGAAGAUAUGUAGAGGCUAGUUACUUCGGGAAGGAUCAAUAUGACCCAACAAACCCUCUAUAUCGGUAUGACUACUGGGGUGAACCCAAGAAUUCAGAGAAGAGCAAACAAGAAAGGAUGACAGAUGCUCACAACAAAUCUAUAGUAGGCAAAGGUGCCGUUUGGUAUGAAAUGUCAUACGAAGAUGCGAUUAAAGCGAAGAUGGAAAGAGAAGCUCGUUCCAAGGUUGAAGAAGAUGAUGAAGACCAAGAUGAAGACGAGGAUGACGACGACGACUUUGAUUUCAGUAUUUUGCGUGACCCAAUAGAUGAACUUUCACACCAACCCCACGUGAAUGGGACUGAAUCAUCUAGAAUGUCGGAUGAAGGUAUGUUCGAGGAUUAGUGUUUGAAGUAAUUGCAGCAUAUGAUUGAGCAGAAAGAUAGUUGAUAAGAGUUCGUAGAAGAAUAUGGUAAAAUGCUCCGAGGAAUUCUUAGUUUAGGAUUAAAAAGGACGAGAACUUCUGAUCUUCCGCCCUUAAAAAUUUUGGCUAAAACUCCACUAAAGCCUGUAUUCAAAAAAGCUUGUGAUCAAGCCAGAUUAAUGUAUCGAACAUCAAUAUUCUAAUCGUGUAAUGGAAGAGCUAUAUUUGGUUGCAACA